AUGUCGCAGUCAUUCUACUCGUCCUCAAUUCCAGAAAACCACAUCGCACGAUUAUUUACAGAACUCGAAGCACACGACAUUCCCUCAAAGCCAUCCUACGGCAUCGACUCCCCUCUCGGGCUGAUCGCCUCCAACGUCCUAUCCCCGCUCUACCUCUACGCAACCAUCAAAGGCAAAUUCCAAGUGUGGGAUGACCUCCUCGCCAGCCUCCCCAGGGAAACUUUCAGAGCACCAACCCUCGACCUCGGCUGCGGCAGAGGGAUGGUCCUAUUGCAGAUUGCCCAAAUCAAGAAACAACUCUACAAUUCAGACCCACCCGUCCACCCCGCCUACGGCAUCGAUCUAUUCGUCAAAGGCGAUCAGAGCGGAAACUCGCCACUGGCAACUUACAAGAACGCCGCUGCGCUGGGGGUCUGCGAACAGACGGUCCUGCAUUCGGGGAGUUUUGCCGAGUUGCCGUUUUCCGAUGGGGUGUUUUCGCUGGUGACGGCCAGUCUAUCAGUUCAUAAUGCGGAUAAAGCUACUAGGAAGAAGGCGAUAGGGGAGGCGGCGAGGGUGUUGAUGUCGGGGGGAUACUUGGUUGUGGUGGAUAUGGCGGGGUAUGUCGGUGAGUAUUUGAAUAUAGUCAAGGAGAUGGGCUGGACGGAUGUCUCGAGUGAGUUUGGGGGCAUGAGGAUUAUGUAUGGGGCGUGGCCUUGUCGGAUAUUGAGGGCCAGAAAGCCGUAA
Messenger RNA from Aspergillus viridinutans, 726 nucleotides. RefSeq names its product class I SAM-dependent methyltransferase. The coding region runs from base 1 to 726 and encodes 241 amino acids. Gene Ontology annotation, molecular function: S-adenosylmethionine-dependent methyltransferase activity. NCBI's taxonomy places the organism in Eukaryota, Fungi, Ascomycota, Eurotiomycetes, Eurotiales, Aspergillaceae. The transcript has a single exon. The record is from RefSeq and is a predicted model, not a curated record.